AUGUAUGAAGCUCAAGCAAGGUGGCGCGAGUGCCUCUCCUCCGCGUUUCGGACCGCCUUAGCCUGCACCAUUGUCUGCUGCACCACCCUCUAUGGCCCCGCCUUCCUCCAACGCCAAAUACCCUUCCCGGCAUUUUCGUACGUGACGGCAAUCCUCAUUGUGAGCACUGAUGCAACAUUAGGUGACACACUCCGUGGCUGCUGGCUCGCUCUCUACGCCACGGCCCAGAUCGCCGGUCCAGCUAUCUUGUGCUUGUGGCUUAUUGGACCGGCCAGGUUAUCUAGCCUGACCACCGCGCUGGCGGUGGCGCUUUGCGCGUUUGUGGUAGUGCUGCCGGAGUCCACUCACUUGGUGGCUAAGCGCAUAGCUUUGGGUCAGAGUGUGAUUUUGUACGUGAUAGCUUUUAUCGAUGGCGCCGACACUGAGGCUGUCAUGCACCCUGUUCACGUCGCAGCCAGCACUGCAGUUGGAGCCUUGGCUUCUCUUCUCGCCUUGUUGCUUCCUUACCCACGGCUAGCCUAUUACGAGGUGAAACAGAAGCGCAAGCUACUGGCUGAGAAUGCAGCAGAGAGGCUAAAGCUCUUUGUGCAAGCAUUUUGUGCCGAGGAGGGCAUAUCCGCACUUGCAUUAAUCUCUCAAGCUAAGUCUUGUGGAACAGGAACCAAAUUUCUUCAAAGUAUCAAAACUCACCAAGAAAGCAUGCAGUGGGAGAGACUUGCAGUUAAAAUUAUCCAACCCUGGCAAAAAAACACAGGAGGAGGUAGACUGCAAGACACAGAGAUGCUCUUUAGAGGGAUGGAAAUGGCUUUAACAAACAUCUCUUCAUAUCCAGUUAAAAUGCUGGAUGGAGAGCUCAAAGAUGAUUUGCUUCGACUAUUCAUAAAACAAGCCAAGUGCUUUUUGCCCAUUGAUCCAGUAAGUACUGUUCCAGAGUCCUCCAGUGCAGAAGAUCAUCAUAUAAUAAAGUCCCUCCAAAAACUUCGAACCAUUCCAAUAACCCACCAAGAUUUACCCUCAUUUUUCUUCUUAUUUUGCAUGAAAUCCAUCCAUGACAAGUCACUCACCAAACCAUCUGUUACCAAACCAGACAAUGCAUGUAAAAUCAAUGUGUUCUGCUUCAAAGGGAUUUGGAGCAGCAGUAGGCUAAUGCCAGCAUUCAAAUGUUCACUAUCCUUGGGCCUUGCAGUACUAUUUGGGUUGCUUUAUAGCAAGGAAAAUGGAUAUUGGUCAGCACUCCCAGUAGCAAUCAGUCUUGCAUCAGCCAGGGAGCCAACGUUCAAAAUUGCCAACAUUAAAGCACAGGGGACUGCCUUAGGAACAGUGUAUGGAGUAUUGGGUUGCUUUCUUUUCAAAAAGUUCUUGCCAAUAAGAAUCUUAUCUCUUCUCCCUUGGUUCAUUCUUACCGAUUUUCUCCGGCGUAGCCGGAUUUACGGCCAGGCUGGAGGAAUUUCUGCAGUCAUUGGGGCAGUACUAAUACUUGGCAGGAAAAAUUUUGGUUCCCCAAGUGAAUUUGCUAUAGCAAGAAUUACAGAGACCUUCAUUGGAUUGUCAUGUUCAAUCAUUGUUGAACUUAUUUUGCAGCCCACUAGAGCUUCAGUUCUAUCAAAAAUUUUACUCUCUAAGAGUCUUGGAACAUUGCACACGUGUGUCAACUCAGUAAGCCUUGGAAUAGGCAGCAAAUUAUCCGAUUUGGAACAGAGCCAAAAGAGGCUGCAAAUCCAAAUAAGUGAGCUGGAAAAGCUCAUUGAGGAAGCUGAUGUGGAACCCAAUUUCUGGUUUUUGGCUUUUCAUAGUGCCUGCUAUGGUAGGCUAUUGCAGUCGCUGACAAAAAUGGUUGAUCUCUUGCAUUUUAUUGCUCAAAUUGUGGGAUAUAUAUCUCUCCAACAAGAAUCACAAGAGGGUUCUUGGGAGGAGGUUGUCAACAAGCUAAACGACAACAUUAAACUUUUCAAGGAAAUGGUUGGCUCCUCAAUUAAGUGUUCUGAACAAGUCACUUCGAUAAAGUCGCUCACAUUACUUGAAACGGAGCUCGAGAAGAAAAACGUUUCGUGUGAUGAUGAUGAUGACCUUGAGUUGGGAAAAUCACAAGACCCAAAAAUUGUUUUGGUUUCCAGUUUACAUCAUGAGAAUGGGAUGGAGGAGAUAAUAGAUUCAUAUCUGCAACAUUCUGAAGAACUUCUUGACAAAAUCCAUGGGGACGAUGAAAAUGAGCUCAAGUGCCAAGUAGCUCUAAAUUUGGCUGCUCUAGGAUUUUGCAUGAGUAGUUUAGUGAAAGAGACCAGAGAGAUUGAGAAGGAAAUCAAGGAGCUGGUUCAGUGGGAGAAUCCUUUGAGCCACAUUGACUUAAACGAAAUCUCAUCUAAAAUACAUGCUUUACACAAAUUAUAA
This is a messenger RNA of Corylus avellana, 2388 nucleotides long. Its product is annotated as P-hydroxybenzoic acid efflux pump subunit. The record is from RefSeq and is a predicted model, not a curated record. Gene Ontology annotation, cellular component: plasma membrane. Lineage: Eukaryota; Viridiplantae; Streptophyta; Magnoliopsida; Fagales; Betulaceae.